This is a messenger RNA of Elaeis guineensis (African oil palm), 772 nucleotides long. RefSeq names its product NADH dehydrogenase [ubiquinone] 1 beta subcomplex subunit 8, mitochondrial. Lineage: Eukaryota; Viridiplantae; Streptophyta; Magnoliopsida; Arecales; Arecaceae. The record is from RefSeq and is a predicted model, not a curated record.
GCGAUACACCGUUUGUGCUCGUUUUUGUAAACAGCAGUCCCUUGAGACGAGCACAGACUCCCCUUUUCCUUCCUCCGUAGUAGAAGCAGCAAGAGAGAAGAAGAGAAGCAGGUGUUGUGAAGAGAGAAAGGAGAGCGAAAAGAAACGAAAUGGCGGGAAGACUGAGCAGCGUGGGAUCUCGAAUCAUGGGAGGCAACGGCGUGGUGGGGCGAUCCCUCGUCUCGUCUCUCCGCACCCGCUCCGGCAUGGGUCUCCCCGUCGGCAAGCACAUCGUCCCCGACAAGCCCCUCCCGGUUCACGACGAGCUGGUAUGGGAUAAUGGCACCCCAUACCCGGAGCCCUGCGUAGAUCGCCUCGCCCCCACCAUCGGGAAGUAUGAGGCAUUGGGGUGGUUGUGCGGAGGCCUGGGCUUUUUCGCUACGCUCGGGUUGUUGGCCGUCUGGAAUGACAAAGCAUCAAAGAUACCCUAUACCCCAAAAGUCUAUCCAUAUGACAACCUGCGUGUCGAGCUGGGUGGAGAGCCAUAGGAGCAUGCUUGUAAGGUUCCAUUUAGUACCUGAUAUCAUAAACUUUGCUUCUUGUUUACAGGUGCUUCCUAUCAACUAAAAGAACAGAAAUAAUGGAUUAUGUGCAAUGCUUGGUUUAUUAUGCUCUUGUAUUUCAUCAUCUUAGCGGGAUGAACUUGUGCAUUUCCAUUUUCUGAUUGUGAAAUUUGUCAAAAAGGCUGCAUUUUCAGUGCCCUAUAACUUAGCCUGCAAUCUGGCUUUUCUCA